This is a messenger RNA of Funneliformis mosseae, 657 nucleotides long. The record is from the annotation of a GenBank genome assembly. NCBI's taxonomy places the organism in Eukaryota, Fungi, Glomeromycota, Glomeromycetes, Glomerales, Glomeraceae.
AUGGCUAUCAAGGUAAUCGGGUUCGCUGCAUCUACUUGUGCUCAGGUUGUGCUCAUGACUCUUAAUGAGUUAGGUGUACUUUAUGAGUUCGAAGAGAUUGCAUAUGAAGAUAUCAAGAAACCGGAAUACUUGGCCAAACAUCCAUUCGGACAAGUCCCGGUUCUCAUUGACGACGAUUUCCAACUUUUCGAAUCUCGUCCAAUGUCUAUUUAUUUGGCAAAAAAAUAUCAAGGAACUAAAACUUCCACUAUACUUUACCCUACUGAUGAUCUACGAAAAGCCGCAUUGGUGGAUCAAUUCAUCUCGAUAGAAUACUCGAAUUAUGAUGUAGCUAUCAAAAAAAUAGCCGUGGAGGAAAUAUACACAAAAUUUAAUGGUAAAACUCCUGUUCAAGAAAAUAUUAUAGCAGGUCGUGAAGCACUUUCUAAAGUGUUGGAUGUUUAUGAAAAACUCUUGGAGGGCAAAGAUUAUUUGGCUGGUGAUUUCUCCUUGGCUGACAUUUUUCAUAUACCUUACACUUAUAUCUUUUAUCAACGAAAUCAUCGUGAUUUGUGGGAUGAUCCUAAACGUCCCAACGUUGCUAGAUGGUGGAAAAACCUUAGCGGUCGUGAAAGCUGGAAAAAAAUUCUCCAUAAAUAUGAAGGAAAAUUCCUUUAA